Molecule: messenger RNA, 1527 nt
Organism: Exophiala bonariae
Lineage: Eukaryota; Fungi; Ascomycota; Eurotiomycetes; Chaetothyriales; Herpotrichiellaceae
Exons: 5
Coding region: 1-1527 (508 amino acids)
Molecular function (GO): oxidoreductase activity, acting on paired donors, with incorporation or reduction of molecular oxygen; monooxygenase activity; iron ion binding
Source: RefSeq, a predicted model, not a curated record
AUGGCGGGUGACGAGGCUCCCAUAACCCAGUCUGCUGUCCUGACAAUAUGGCAAUUCCUGCGGUCACAUCCCUUUGUUAUUCUCUUUCUUCUCCUGUUUGUACGGCCACUGUAUAAACGGUAUUCAUCUCCGUUGAGACAGUUCCCUGGGCCGUUCACAGCCUCUUGCACUCGUCUUUGGAAAGUCUGGAGCACGUGGACCGGCAAAACAGAACAGCACCACAUUGCCUUGCACAAGAAAUAUGGGCCCAUUGUUCGAAUUGCGCCAAACGAGGUGUCACUCUCCUCUCCUGAGGCUGCCCUGGAACUAUUCAAGACUGGUAAAGGGUUUCACAAGACCGACUUUUACGGUGUCUUCCCUCCGCCAGAAAACCCUGACAUCUUCACUGAAACUCGCGAGUCCGUUCAUGGCAUGAAGAAGAGAUAUGCAGCAACCCCAUACAGUCUUGCUUCCAUGCAGCAAUCGACCGAUCGCAUCGAAGGAACGGAGAAACUUUUGAUUUCAAAACUGGACGAGUUUGAUGGUGGACAAAGGAUCUGCGAUCUCGGGGAUUGGUUACAUUUCUUUGCUUUUGACGUUUUGGGCGAGGUCGCAUUUUCCAAAAAGUUUGGCUUCCUUGAAGCUGGCGUUGAUGUUGAUAACGCUAUCAAGACGAUCGACAAUUCGCAAUGGUACAAUGGCAUUGUGGGACAGGUACCGAUCCUCGACCACUUUUUACGACGCAAUCCUCUAUGGAACUUCGUCCCUUUCCUUGCGACAAAAAAUGCUCUUGUUACCCGUACGGCGCUCGGUCAACUUGAGAAGCGUAACAACCCUCAAGGCGAGAAAGUUGAAUAUCGCGAUUUGUUGAACAGUUUGAUCGAGGCUCAAAAGCUGCACCCUGAAGCACUUGGGCACGGAGAUGUCUUCGCCAUUGCUCACGGCGCCAUUUUCGCUGGGAGCGACAGCACGGCCAGUACGAUGCAGAGCUUUUUCUGGCAUGUCCUUUCGAAUAAGCUGGUCUACGACAAGUUGGUCGCGGAGAUCCUAGCGGCGGAUCUGUCUGAAAUGGUUCAAUACGAGGAAACGCAAAAUUUGCCAUACUUCCAGGCAUGUUUAAAGGAGGCAAUGCGAAUCAGCCCUGCGGUGGGGCUGAAUAUCACGAGGAAGGUACCGAUCAAUGGCGCCGAAAUUGAUGGAGUCAAACUCCCUGGCGGAGCUGUAGUGGCUGUAAAUGGCUGGGUGCUGCAUCGACACAAGGGUAUCUUUGGUGAAGAUGCAGAUGUGUACAGGCCUGAGAGAUGGUUGGAAGGCGACAAGGAUAAGAUCAAGUUGAUGGAAAGAUGCAUGUUCCAGUUUGGUGGUGGUUCUCAUCUCUGCAUCGGACGACAUCUCGCGCUUCUAGAGAUGAACAAAGUCCUCCCGCAGCUCAUUCGCCGUUUUGAUAUCCAGCUCGUCAAUCCGGGCAAGCCUCUUGAACAUCACUCCAGCUUUUUCGUCGUACAGUGGGGUUUGUUAACUUACCUCAACCUCAGGCACACUGCCUAA